Messenger RNA from Salvelinus namaycush (lake trout), 4683 nucleotides. Its product is annotated as protogenin B-like. Lineage: Eukaryota; Metazoa; Chordata; Actinopteri; Salmoniformes; Salmonidae. The record is from RefSeq and is a predicted model, not a curated record. The transcript is spliced from 22 exons. Bases 1 to 4683 code for a protein of 1560 amino acids. Gene Ontology annotation, molecular function: protein binding. Gene Ontology annotation, cellular component: axon; plasma membrane. Gene Ontology annotation, biological process: cell-cell adhesion; axon guidance.
AUGUCAAUGAGGAAAGACGUGUCAAUGAGGAAAGACGUGUCAAUGAGGAAAGACGUGUCUAUGAGGAAAGACGUGUCAAUGAGGAAAGACGUGUCAAUGAGGAAAGACGUGUCUAUGAGGAAAGACGUGUCUAUGAGGAAAGACGUGUCAAUGAGGAAAGACGUGUCAAUGAGGAAAGACGUGUCUAUGAGGAAAGACGUGUCUAUGAGGAAAGACGUGUCAAUGAGGAAAGACGUGUCUAUGAGGAAAGACGUGUCAAUGAGGAAAGACGUGUCUAUGAGGAAAGACGUGUCAAUGAGGAAAGACGUGUCAAUGAGGAAAGACGUGUCUAUGAGGAAAGACGUGUCUAUGAGGAAAGACGUGUCUAUGAGGAAAGAUGUGUCAAUGAGGAAAGACGUGUCAAUGAGGAAAGACGUGUCUAUGAGGAAAGACGUGUCAAUGAGGAAAGACGUGUCAAUGAGGAAAGACGUGUCUAUGAGGAAAGACGUGUCAAUGAGGAAAGACGUGUCAAUGAGGAAAGACGUGUCUAUGAGGAAAGACGUGUCAAUGAGGAAAGACGUGUCAAUGAGGAAAGACGUGUCUAUGAGGAAAGACGUGUCUAUGAGGAAAGACGUGUCAAUGAGGAAAGACGUGUCUAUGAGGAAAGACGUGUCAAUGAGGAAGUCAAUGAGGAAAGACGUGUCAAUGAGGAAAGACGUGUCAAUGAGGAAGUCAAUGAGGAAAGACGUGUCAAUGAGGAAAGACGUGUCAAUGAGGAAAGACGUGUCUAUGAGGAAAGACGUGUCAAUGAGGAAAGACGUUCCCCUCUCCUUUCCAUUUCCAGGUGUUUUUUGUUUCAGUGAGCUCUCCUUCAUCACAGAACCCAGUGAUGUUGUAGUAAUAACCAGGGAUCCAGUGAUCCUGGACUGUGUGGCCCACGGACAGCCUCCCAUCACCAUCAGAUGGCUGAGGAAUGGAGUCAUGGUUACGGAGAGCGCCCGGCUCCAGAUCCUGGCCAACGGAUCACUGUACAUACCCGAGGUCAGGAGAGACGGACCGGAGUCAGACAAAGGGUUCUAUCAAUGCCUCUCUCAGAAUAGAUAUGGAGCCAUAUUAAGCCAAAGAUCACGACUGACUAUCACAAAUAUCUCACCGUUCGUGGUGCAUCCCGUGCUUUUGGAGGUGACUGAGGGUUCCGUGGCCAGGUUCACCUGUCAGGUGACCUCUAACCCUCCUGCCAGCGUGACCUGGGAGCUAGACCAAAGCACACUACCGCUGGAGACAGACAGAAUCACAGUCCUGCCCAACGGAGUUCUCCAGAUCCACAACGUCCAGCUAGAGGAUGCUGGGAAGUACCGCUGUGUGGCCACCAAUAUCGGCAACCGCGUCAAGAGCAGCGAGGCAACGCUCUCCGUUAUCAAACCAGGUGUUGGCCCUAAGCCCCGUCAGAGGCCCCGAAUCAUAGCGGGCCCCCAGAACGUGACGGUGUCCCUCCACCACACUGUGGUUCUGGAGUGUAUUGCUACGGGCAACCCCAGACCCAUCAUAUCCUGGAGCCGAGUCGACAGUAAACCCAUUGACGUUUACAAUGCCAGGGUGCUGGGCAGUGGGAACCUCUUGAUCAGUAAUGUGAAGCCUCAGCACAAUGGAGUCUACCUCUGUAGAGCCACCACACCAGGAACACGAAACUACACCGUCGCUGCUGCCAACCUCACCGUGCUAGAGCCUCCGUCCAUGGUGGAGAGGCCAGAGAGCCAGACUCGUCCCAGAGCUGGCACUGCCCGUUUCAUGUGCCAGGCUCAGGGUGUGCCCCCACCUCGCAUCACCUGGCUGAAAAAUGGAGAGGAGGUGCACCUGAACGGCAGAAUCAAGAUGUACAACAGUAAACUGGUGAUCACUCAGAUCACCCCGGAGGAUGAUGCCUUCUAUCAGUGUGUGGCGGAGAACGACCAGGGCAGUGUUCUGUCCAUGGCACGCCUCAUCGUGGUGAUGUCUGAGGACCGGCCCAGCGCGCCCAGGAACAUCUACGCUGAAACCAUCUCCUCCUCAGCCAUCCUACUGGCCUGGGAGAGACCCAUCUACAACGCUGAUAAAGUCAUUGCUUACUCUGUACACUACAUGAAGGCUGAGGGACUAAACAAUGAGGAGUAUCAGGCAGUGAUUGGCAACGACACGACCAGCUACAUCGUAGAUGACUUGGAGCCAGCCUGGAACUACUCUUUCUACAUUGUGGCGUAUAUGCCGAUGGGAGCUAGCCGUAUGUCUGACCAGGUCUGUCAACACACUCUGGAGGACGUGCCCUUGCGUACCCCGGAGCUCAGUCUGACCAGCUACAGCCCUACAGACAUCCAGGUGUCGUGGCAACCCCUGUCCACCAAACUGUCCCGUGGUAACAUCUGGGCCUACCGCCUCUCCUACCGCACGGCUGCAGACGCCACGGUUUUGUCUGUGGAGCUGGCCCAGAACAACACCCAGUACCUCCUUGGUGACCUUCAGCCUGAUACCAUCUACCUUCUCCGGAUCGCUGCAGCCACCAGGGUGGGGUGGUGUAAACCCUCCUCCUGGACCUCCCACCGCACUCCCAAAACCUCCAGUAAUAAAGUGCCACCAGCCCCACUGCUGCAGCAACUGGAGCCUCUCAACUGCACCUCCAUCUUGGUUCGAUGGCAGCCAUCUCCAGGCUCCGUGGUCGUCCAGGGUUACCGGCUCUGUUACCAUGAGGAGGGCCAACCAGAACACCCCUCCAUCCAGCUCCAGCCUGAGGACACAGAAUACACCAUCAGUGGCCUGGACCCAAGGAGGAAAUACCAUGUGAAACUGUUGGCAUUAAGCCUUGUAGGAGAUGGUUACCAGGCCGACCAGACACUCAGCACCCCGGGAUGUGUGUCUGUACGAGAUCACCCGGUGGCCUCCCCUCCAGCCCCGGACCACGUGAGUGCGGUGGCUAACAGCUCGUCAGCGGUGUACCUUCGGUGGAGCCGUCCCGCCUUCGCCUCUAGGAAGGUUGUCAGCUACACAGCUCGCUGUACACCUGUGGGCCUGAUGAACGCAUCAGCUGUACGCUACAUACAGACUACCAACCAGAGUGUGCAGAUACAGAGCCUGGACUCCAACACUCGCUAUGAGUUCGUGGUGCGUCUCCAUGUCGACCAACUGGCCAGUCCCUGGAGCAUGGUUGUCUUUCAGAGGACUCUACCAGCAGCGCCCAGCCACCCUCCUGAAGGUGUGCGGGUGAGUCUGAUUGAGGACGGUACAGCCCUGGUUUCCUGGAGAGAACCAGCGGAGAACAACCUGGCCGUGACGCACUACACCAUCCUGUACGCCUCACAGAGGGCCUGGCUGGCCGGAUACUGGCAGACACUGCAGAGGGAGGGAAGUAACACCAUGGCCCUGCUGGAGCGUCUGGAGCCUGGUAACGUCUACCUGGUGAAGAUCUCUGCCUCCAACCAGGUGGGAGACGGGCCCUUCUCUACUACUGUGGAGCUGGCCCUGGGGCCUGGCUCUAGACACAGAGGGAAGAGCCCCAGGCACUCGGGCAGCGGCUCCUCCUCCUCAGACACCACAGUGUUCUCGGACGACCUGUACCACACAGAGCAGAAUUCCAUGACAGGGAUCAUCGUGGGGGUCUGCAUCGCUCUGGCCUGUAUAGUGAUGUGUACCAUCAUCCUCAUCAGCAAAGGCAGAUCCAGGAAAUCUUCCAUUUGUAAGAUAAUUGACGUAGUGAAUGGUGAGGGAACCCAUGGUCCAAAUACUGGUUUGGCCCUGGCCAAUGAACACCAGGCUGAGAACAUAGAGGCCCUGAUGCCCAUGAUGGCACCACACUUCAUUGAUGCCAAGGGUGGGACAAACCUGGUGAUUACAGAAGCUGGUCCAGUCUGCGGUAUGAACCGCAGUAAGAGAUGGCAGUUUUUUAAGACGGAGAGAGACAAUAGAAAUACAAGUCAGGCUGAGAACAGAGCAUGUCUGUACGAGGCAGGGAAGACCGUUCUGUGUUACGAAGAGAAGGAGGGCGCGUCUCCCCUCCAGCCCUCCAGCCUGCAUAUCCUGUUCGGUCCACUAGGGGGCUUACAGAGCUCCGGGGGCUUUAGUGAGGGAAACAGCUCUGGGACUACUGAGACCAGCGACGGGAGUCAGGAGACAGGAGACUCUGGUCACUACUCCAACGAAGAGAUAAGCAAUGAGAUGAGCAACCCGUCCACCGCCACCUCAGGCCGUAACUCCCGGCCUCCGUCCUUCGGCCUGGUCAUGACACCGUCCAGCAUCCCUCACGUCCCUGUUCCCUCUCGGCUGAGGAAGCUGCUUAUCCUGCCCAGGCCACCGUCCAGCAUCCCUCACGUCCCUGUUCCCUCUCGGCUGAGGAAGCUGCUUAUCCUGCCCAGGCCACCGUCCAGCAUCCCUCACGUCCCUGUUCCCUCUCGGCUGAGGAAGCUGCUUAUCCUGCCCAGGCCACCGUCCGACAUCCCUCACGUCCCUGUUCCCUCUCGGCUGAGGAAGCUGCUUAUCCUGCCCAGGCCACCGUCCGACAUCCCUCACGUCCCUGUUCCCUCUCGGCUGAGGAAGCUGCUUAUCCUGCCCAGGCCACCGUCCAGCAUCCCUCACGUCCCUGUUCCCUCUCAGCUGAGGAAGCUGCUUAUCCUGCCCAGGCCACGGUCCAGUCAACAGGCUCGUCCUGGUGAUAGGUUACCCAACCUGAAUGUCUUUUAG